CUGAACUUCACAGAGUACUUCUCACCAAUACGUGGACUGCGGUGGCUACAGGGUUCUCUUGGGGAUAGGUGGGCGGGGACUCUGAACAUCAGACUGCAACGCUCAGAAAGAACUUCGACAAUGGACAGAGUUUAUGAAAUUCCCGAGGAGCCACAUGUGGAUGCGGUUUCAUCUCUGGAGGAAGAUGUCAUCCGUGGGACCAACCCCCGCUUUACCUUUCCAUUUGGCAUCCUCUUCUCCACCUUUUUGUACUGUGGAGAGGCUGCAUCUGCCUUGUACAUGGUUAGAAUCUACCGAAAGAAUAGUGAAACAUACUGGAUGACAUACACUUUUUCCUUCUUCAUGUUUUCAUCCAUCAUGGUCCAGUUGACCCUCAUUUUUGUCCACAGAGAUCUGGCUAAAGAUAAACCACUAUCGUUAUUUAUGCAUCUAAUCCUCUUGGGACCUGUUAUCAGAUGUUUGGAGGCCAUGAUUAAGUACCUCACACUGUGGAAGAAAGAGGGGCAGGAGGAGCCCUAUGUCAGCCUCAUCCGAAAGAAGAUGCUAAUAGAUGGCGAGGAGGUGCUGAUUGAAUGGGAGGUGGGCCACUCCAUCCGGACCCUGGCUAUGCACCGCAAUGCCUACAAACGUAUGUCACAGAUCCAAGCCUUCCUGGGCUCAGUGCCCCAGCUGACCUAUCAGCUCUAUGUGACCCUGAUCUCUUCCGAGGUCCCCCUAGGUAGAGCCGUGCUAAUGGUCUUUUCCCUGGUAUCUGUCACCUAUGGGGCUACCCUUUGCAAUAUGUUGGCUAUCCAGAUUAAGUACGAUGACUACAAGAUUCGCCUUGGGCCACUAGAAGUCCUUUGCAUCACCAUUUGGCGGACAUUGGAGAUUACUUCGCGCCUCGUGAUUCUAGUGCUCUUCUCAGCCACCUUGAAGAUGAAGGCUGUGCCCUUCUUAGUGCUCAACUUCCUGAUCAUUCUCUUUGAGCCUUGGGUUAAGUUCUGGAGAAGUGGUGCCCAGAUGCCCAAUAAUAUUGAGAAGAACUUCAGCCGAGUUGGCACUCUGGUGGUACUCAUUUCCAUCACCGUCCUCUAUGCUGGCAUCAACUUCUCCUGCUGGUCAGCCUUACAGUUGAGGUUGGCAGACAGAGAUCUUGUUGACAAAGGUCAAAACUGGGGACAUAUGGGCCUGCACUAUAGUGUGAGGUUGGUAGAGAAUGUGAUUAUGGUGUUGGUUUUUAAGUUCUUUGGAGUGAAAGUGUUACUGAAUUAUUGUCAUUCCUUAAUUGCCUUGCAGCUCAUUGUUGCUUAUCUGAUUUCCAUUGGCUUCAUGCUCCUUUUCUUCCAGUAUUUGCAUCCAUUGCGCUCACUCUUCACCCAUAAUGUAGUGGACUACCUCCACUGUGUCUGCUGCCACCGGCACCCUCGGGGCAGGGUUGAGAACUCAGAGCCAUCCCCUGAGGCUGAAGCAACACAAAGCAUUGUCUGAUUCUAUCUUCUGGGUAUUUGGGGAUGGAUUAGGGGUUGUCAAAAGCAGCUAUAACGUUUAAGGAGAGGGUGAGGCUCAUGGGUAACCGGAGCCAGAGUAACCCUUUUUCUCUGGGACCUGCAUGGGCCUCCAGCUUGUCAAGUAGAAUGCUUGAGUUUUCUGUUAAGCCUGUCAGUAGUAAGAGCAACCCCAAAAUAGUUUUUUUAAAGAUUUACUGCUGUAUUUGGACACCAGAGUAUUUAUUAUAGGAUUGGAAAGGUCAGAAAUACCUUUCACAUCCCUCCUACCAAGGUCAGUUGGGAUAACUUACUUCUUAGCACCUUAGGCUCUCUGUGACCUUUCAGCUCUGCCCAUUUGCUUGAGGCAUGGCUGAGCUAACAACCCAGAAUCCUACUAGAAUAUAUCCUGACUGAUCAGAGGAUGUGGAACUUACUAGCUGUGGAUGCCUCCCAGGAAACAUUCUGACCAAUGUAUAACAUGCAACUGUAAGUGUGGCCAGGGUCUUUUCAUUGCAAUGAGAAACUGGCCGAGAGGCCAGGUGUAGUGGCUCACGCCUGUAAUCUUAGCACUCUUGAGAGGCUGAGGUGGGAGGAUUGCUUGAGCUCAGGGGUUUGAGAACAGCCUAAGCAAGAGCAAGACCCCAUCUAUACGAAAAUAUAAAAAUUAUUAUUUUUAAAUUUAUUAUUAUUAUUAUUUUUAAUAGCCAGGCGUGGUGGUGCCUGCCUGUUGUCCCAGCUACUUGGGAGACUGAGGCAGGAGGAUCUCUUGAGCCUAAGAGUUUGAGGUUGCUGUGAGCUCUGAUACCACACAGCAGUCUACCCAGGGUGACAGAGUGAGACUCAAAAACAAACACUGGUUAAUAGAAAACCCCCACUAUUAAAAGAGCUAUUCUGAAAAGGAAUUAGCUCUUGUUAGGAUUUUGCUAGUUGUCAGUUAGCAAAGACCUCUCCUUUCAGUGGUCUUCAUAGGCCCACUCUAAGGAGGGAGUCCAAAGGAGUAUUCCUUCAGGGCAUAAGCCAGAGUAACCCUUUUUCUCAGGGACCUGCAUGGGCCUCCAGCUUGUCAAGUGGAAUGCUUGAGUGAAUUCCAACCAGCUUUUCUGUGCUCUUGUCAUUUUGCUACUUGGUGUGGACCUUAGAGAAGCUGAACUGUAAAAUGAACUGAAAAUGUUUUUGAUGUGUGGACAAGAUGAAGACUGCUUUGUGUUUGCUACUUACUGUCUUGGGUAUUUUGUUAAUUUAUUUUUUAGGGGAGAGAGAAAGUAAUAAUGGUUGAGACAUCACCUUCAUGUUGUUUGGGGUUGGGAUGGGUGGCUAACACUCCAAGGUAAAGUGAAGGCAGAGAAGGGAGACUAGAUCACAUUAAAUCUUCAUCAGUACUAGUUUCUGCCCAAUAGUAUUUGACUUUAUAAUAAGGAGCAUAUGUUUAUCAACCCUCUGCUCAUUCCUACACCACUAGUGGAUAAAUGCACAUCUCCCUUUUUCAUGUAUCUCAAUGAUUACAUCUCAUAUUAGUUGGGUAUUUUUAGGGGAACGUCAGCUGGAUACCUCUAAGGCAACCAAGGAAUUGAGGU
Messenger RNA from Nycticebus coucang (slow loris), 3043 nucleotides. RefSeq names its product XK related X-linked (gene XKRX). Gene Ontology annotation, cellular component: membrane. The transcript is spliced from 3 exons. NCBI's taxonomy places the organism in Eukaryota, Metazoa, Chordata, Mammalia, Primates, Lorisidae. The record is from RefSeq and is a predicted model, not a curated record. The coding region runs from base 121 to 1470 and encodes 449 amino acids.